This is a messenger RNA of Danaus plexippus (monarch butterfly), 2295 nucleotides long. RefSeq names its product BTB/POZ domain-containing protein 17 (gene Tango10). The transcript has 13 exons. The record is from RefSeq and is a predicted model, not a curated record. Bases 232 to 1815 code for a protein of 527 amino acids. Gene Ontology annotation, molecular function: protein binding. NCBI's taxonomy places the organism in Eukaryota, Metazoa, Arthropoda, Insecta, Lepidoptera, Nymphalidae.
AUAGUACCUACAUAUGUGUUGACUAUCGUAAUUUGUUGUAGCAAAAUAAAAAAAUAAUUUUAAGUUAUGAACAUUUUUCUUCCAAUAAAUGAAUUGGUUACAAAUAUUGGUUGUAAAAAUGUCAUAUACAGCUUGACUCUUUAUAAAAAAUUGUGAUAAUACAAGUUGCAUAAUUUUAUGCUUAACUCUUUCGUUUCUUAACUUAAUACUAUGCUCGCUUAACAAAAUAAUAUGAGUGCAAUGGAUUAUUUAACAGUGGAUUCUGCUUCUACAUCCUUGGUUCAGAGCAAAGAUGAAGAGACUGACAAUGAUGAUCUUGAAGUGGACAACUCAAAAAGUGUUUUGCUCAAGAUUGCCACACUUUAUGCUGAACAGUUGAUGAGCGACCUUAUUCUGGAGGUGGCUGGUGUCAGCUAUCCGGCUCAUAGGCUCAUUCUGUGUGCUAGUAGUGAAGUGUUCCAGAUAAUGUUAAUGAAUCGUGAAUGGAGUGAGUGGCGUGAGAGUCGUAUAGUUCUUCAAGAGACUCCAUCAGCGGUGGCGGUGUUCCCGCACUUCCUGAAGUACUUCUACACGGGACAAAUCAAGAUAUCAUACACAUCGGUGUUGCCAGUACUGUCGCUAGCUGAUAAAUAUAAUGUUAAGGACCUUGUGAAUCUGUGCUUGGAGUACAUGUCCCAGCACAUAGCUCAAGCUGCUCGACGUGGCCGCCUUAUAUCCUGGAUGCAGUACACUAUGGCAUGCGGACAUAAUGAGGUGGCUAAGGCGUGUGUCCGCUUCGUGAAAUGGAACGUUGAAUGGGUGGUGGAGGGAGAGCUUGGGGAGCUGGAAGACGACUCACUGCUGCUGUUGAUGGACCAGAGCGACCUGGUGCUGCAUAACGAGAUGGCGCUCUACCAGUUGGUGGUACGCUGGUUGAAUAAGCAGAAGGAGCGUCUCCAGUCUACAGAUGUACCGGAACAAGAUGUCAAGUUGCACUUUGACUCGCUCAUAGUAACUGUUUUCUCACAUGUCAGGUUUCCGAUGAUGUGUCCGAACCAAUUGGCUAAGUUGUUGCUGUGUCCGCUCACUCAAGAACAUAAGGAGUUUUUCAUGGAGAGAAUGGCGAUCGCCAUGAGUUACCAGUCAGGUCAGUACGAGCGUAUAGCUGAAAUCCAGCAGUCCGAGGCUGGUAGGAUGUUGUUCACGCCCCGUCUCUACACUGAGGAUAUCUGGGGUUCCGUACUGGCGGUGGACAACUUCCACUCUCUCCCCUGUUAUCACACCAGGACCUUCAUAUUCUCCACCAGACCCACCAUCGCUGACGUCACGGACAAACUCACCGAGUGGACCGUGGACCUGUACCCUAAGGGCGUCUGGUUUAAGAAGAGCAUGCUCAUUAUGUGGGCGGGCAAUUAUGAUGUACCUGAGGUGGUGCUGCGCACAGUUCGCAUCUCCAUCACGUGUCAGAACGUCCCCGAGCGAGCCUCGCACGAUCCCGACGUGAGGGUCAAGAUAGGUAUACUGGUGUGGGGAGUACAGAACGGCGUGGAGCACGUGGCCUCCGUGGUGGAGAGAGUGCACAGGUUCUCAGCGCAGAACAGGGUACUUAAUAUAGACGGUGCGCUGGACUUCGACGAGCUGAACAGUCCGCUGUACCGACCCGCCGCGCCGACGAACACGCCUAAGGCUGGCGGCCAGCGGUGUCCGAAGUGUUCCGACAACUGUGAGGUGUCUCAGAAGACUCACCUGCUGGGACCGGCCGCCGAUCAGCUGAGGAUCCAAGUGGUGAUAGUGCCCCUGACUGAUUUCUGUGACGUCAGCGACACCCGCGGAUGACACAGGCGGCACACGAGGGCGGCACACAGCACCGCGCGUGCGGCCGCCGUCGCCCGCUCGAGGUAACGAGCCCACACACGGACUGUCAGAUAUAUUUUAAUAUAUACGUUAAUAUUUAGUUGGGUUUGAUAUAGACGUGAUCUGUGUGAACUGUGUGAUGCUGGUGAGUGCGUCUACGUGUUACUCUCAUACGGUCGUUAUAAAAAUAAUGCAUAUGCGACCAACUCAAUGUAUGCCUUAUCAUAUUAUGUAACAAUCGAUUUAAAUAACCAUGUAUCAGUCGCUACGGACAUAACUUUAGCAUAUUUUUCGUUUAAGCAUCAUUUGUUUUUGUGUUGUCAGUUUGUUUGUUGAGACAGCAUCAUACUUUCAAUGAAAGGUCAGCGUGUGACCGCCUACAGAUGCUAUGGUGACUAUACUGCUGUCUGUAUAGAGUGCAAUAUUGUUUUUAUCUAUUGUUGAAUUAAAUGUUUUAAAUAA